AUGCAGAAAUUCUUUGCUAGUGGCCGGAGGUAUGCUGUGCUAGGUGCGUCGACGUCUCCGAUGAAGUUUGGGAACAGAAUUUUGAAAUGGUACAUUAAUCACGGGCUGGACGUUACUCCGAUCAAUCCCCGAGCUGAGAAGGUGUGUGAUUUACCUGCUUUCAAGACGUUGAACGAGUUUCUUGGGUCUUUCAAGCAAGAUGGGAAGGGAGCUAUAAGCGUGAGUGUAGUUACUGCUCCGAACGUGAGCUAUGAGUUGUUUCGGGAGGUGAAAGAGGCCCAGAAUGAGGAUAAGAUCGCUGCAGUGUGGUUUCAGCCUGGGUCGUACGAUGACCGGGUGGUGGACUAUGUACGAAAAGAAAUUGGUUUAGGCGAUGGAGACGCUGUUAUUUCUGAUGGCGACUGCAUCCUAGUAUCCGGGGUAAGGAGGAUGAGAGCCGAGUUAGCGGAGUAG
Messenger RNA from Pichia membranifaciens NRRL Y-2026, 453 nucleotides. RefSeq lists its product as hypothetical. Bases 1 to 453 code for a protein of 150 amino acids. NCBI's taxonomy places the organism in Eukaryota, Fungi, Ascomycota, Pichiomycetes, Pichiales, Pichiaceae. The transcript has a single exon. The record is from RefSeq and is a predicted model, not a curated record.